Linum tenue is the source of this 877-nucleotide messenger RNA. The record is from the annotation of a GenBank genome assembly. NCBI's taxonomy places the organism in Eukaryota, Viridiplantae, Streptophyta, Magnoliopsida, Malpighiales, Linaceae.
AAAACAUCGCGAAGAAAAAAGGCGGUGGCUAAAUUUCUAGAUUGUGCGGGAAGACAACCGGGGCUUACAGAUCGAGCAGAGCACAAGGAGCGAGUGAUUCGCGCCGAAAAUGGGAUGGGUGUGGAAGGACGACGAUGAAUCGGAAGAAUUCAACUCUUCGUCCUCCGCCGGCGAAGUUGAAGCCUACAAGAAGCAGUCGUCCGAUGAGGUUUGCUCGACGAGGAAAGUGGUGAGGUCGAACUGCAAGACGGAGGAGGUGGAGCCCGGAAAGUUUCUGCGCAAGUGCGAGAAGACCGAGGAGGUUCUCAGAGAGUGCCUUGGAAAGCCUGCUGAAGUGCUGAAAUCCAACAAAGAGUACACUGAGGAAGACGUGACGGACAUGAUGAGCAAAGGAUCAUUUCAAGCAGGCAGUCACGAUUGGGAAGGAGGACCGUUCAGCUUUCCUGGGCUUCGAAGUGAUAUAGGCGAGCUUGAAAGCCACUUCCAGGGUCAUUUUGACCGCUUCUUCCAAGCAGCUGAGGAGAUGAAAAACAGCUUACUCGAUGCAUUUGAAGGAUUCCCAGGUGAGAACUCGGCAUUCCCUCCAUUCACUAGGCGAAACAUCCCCAUUCAAGGACGCCCCGAGGAGAAGAGAAGUCAUUACAACCAGGAGGAGGUGAAGAAUGGAGAUGUAGACAUCUCAGGUCUUGCCAAAGAAGUUUAAACUUCUUACCCCUUUCCAUGAACGGUUACUCAAACCACAACAUUUCCUUUGCCAGUGUCUCCUAGACUCCUACGAUAACUUAGACGCUCUCUUUGUUUUUUUUUUUUUUAACAAUGAGAGAACCUUUUAUUACUUACAACGGUGGAGCAAUAAUUUUAACAAUUAAAACUCAAA